Molecule: messenger RNA, 5349 nt
Organism: Manacus vitellinus (golden-collared manakin)
Lineage: Eukaryota; Metazoa; Chordata; Aves; Passeriformes; Pipridae
Gene: ANKRD44
Product: ankyrin repeat domain 44
Exons: 28
Coding region: 48-3236 (1062 amino acids)
Biological process (GO): protein localization to T-tubule; protein localization to ciliary inversin compartment; regulation of cardiac muscle contraction
Cellular component (GO): ciliary inversin compartment; cytoplasm; T-tubule
Molecular function (GO): protein binding
Source: RefSeq, a predicted model, not a curated record
CGCCACUGGUCCAGGCGAUUUUCAGUGGUGAUCCAGAAGAGAUCCGGAUGUUGAUCUACAAAACUGAGGAUGUCAACGCCUUGGAUGCCGAGAAGCGAACUCCUCUUCAUGUGGCAUCAUUCCUGGGGGAUGCAGACAUCAUUGAGCUUCUCAUUUUGUCAGGCGCUCGUGUUAAUGCCAAGGACAAUAUGUGGCUGACUCCUCUCCAUCGAGCAGUUGCUUCAAGAAGUGAAGAGGCAGUGCAGGUGCUGAUCAAGCACUCUGCCGAUGUCAACGCCCGGGACAAGAACUGGCAGACGCCGCUGCACGUGGCUGCUGCCAACAAGGCGGUGAAGUGCGCGGAGAUCAUCAUCCCCCUGCUGAGCAGCGUCAACGUGUCGGACCGCGGGGGCCGGACGGCGCUGCACCACGCGGCACUCAAUGGCCACAUCGAGAUGGUGAACUUGCUCUUGGCCAAGGGGGCAAACAUCAAUGCUUUUGACAAAAAGGACAGAAGAGCUCUUCACUGGGCAGCGUACAUGGGUCACCUGGAAGUUGUUGCCUUACUGAUUAAUCACGGUGCAGAAGUGACUUGUAAAGACAAGAAGGGUUAUACCCCACUUCAUGCAGCUGCAUCCAAUGGGCAGAUUAAUAUUGUGAAGCAACUCCUUAACCUGGGGGUGGAGAUUGAUGAAAUGAACAUCUAUGGAAAUACUGCACUUCACAUUGCCUGUUACAAUGGUCAGGAUUCUGUUGUUAAUGAGCUGAUUGACUAUGGUGCUAAUGUAAAUCAGCCCAAUAAUAAUGGAUUCACUCCCUUGCAUUUUGCUGCUGCCUCCACUCACGGAGCACUGUGUCUUGAACUACUAGUGAAUAAUGGGGCAGAUGUUAAUAUUCAGAGUAAGGACGGGAAGAGCCCACUGCACAUGACAGCUGUCCAUGGGAGGUUCACACGGUCGCAGACCCUCAUUCAGAAUGGAGGGGAAAUCGACUGUGUUGAUAAGGAUGGUAACACCCCUCUGCACGUGGCUGCAAGAUAUGGACAUGAGCUUUUGAUUAACACACUCAUAACCAGCGGAGCCGAUACUGCCAAGUGUGGGAUCCACAACAUGUUCCCUUUACACUUAGCAGCGCUGAACGCUCACUCAGACUGCUGCAGGAAAUUGUUGUCAUCGGGACAAAAGUAUAGCAUAGUGUCCUUGUUUAGUAAUGAGCACGUGCUGUCUGCAGGCUUUGACAUAGACACCCCCGACAGCUUCGGAAGAACGUGCCUCCACGCUGCCGCUGCAGGAGGUAAUGUAGAAUGUAUAAAACUCUUGCAAAGCAGUGGAGCAGAUUUUAAUAAGAAGGACAAAUGUGGAAGGACACCUUUGCACUAUGCAGCUGCAAAUUGCCAUUUCCACUGUAUUGAGACACUGGUGACAACAGGAGCCAACAUUAAUGAAACAGAUGAGUGGGGCCGCACCCCUUUGCACUAUGCUGCUGCUUCUGACAUGGACCGAAAAAGAAAGAAUAUUUUAGGUAACUCCCAUGAAAAUGCUGAAGAACUUGAAAGAACCACUGAGAUGAAGGAAAAAGAAGCUGCAUUGUGUCUAGAGUUCCUUCUACAGAACGAUGCCAACCCAUCCAUCCAGGAUAAAGAGGGGUACAACACUGUGCAUUACGCUGCUGCAUAUGGGCACCGGCAGUGCUUGGAACUGAUUGGAAGCAAAACUCCAUUGGAUAUACUUCUGGAAAAAACCAACAAUAUAUUUGAAGAAUCUGAUUCUGCAGCUACCAAAAGUCCUUUGCAUUUAGCUGCCUAUAAUGGUCAUCAUCAAGCCCUGGAGGUACUUCUCCAAUCUCUGGUAGAUCUGGAUAUUAAGGAUGAGAAGGGACGCACUGCUUUGGACUUGGCUGCAUUUAAAGGACAUGCAGAGUGUGUGGAAGCUCUCAUCAGCCAGGGUGCUUCUGUCACUGUAAAAGACAAUGUCACCAAAAGGACCCCCCUCCAUGCCUCAGUCAUUAAUGGCCAUACACCUUGUCUACGGUUGUUGCUAGAAGUUGCAGACAACCCUGAUGUGACAGAUGCCAAAGGACAAACUCCACUAAUGCUUGCAGUGGCUUAUGGGCACGUUGAUGCUGUUUCUUUAUUACUUGAAAAAGAAGCAUCUGUAGAUGCAGCUGAUCUCCUGGGAUGCACAGCUUUACAUCGAGGGAUUAUGACUGGGCACGAAGAAUGUGUUCAGAUGCUGUUAGAGAAAGAAGUCUCUAUUCUGUGUAAAGAUGCCAGAGGCAGAACACCCCUGCACUUUGCAGCAGCUCGGGGUCACGCCACUUGGCUGAACGAGUUGCUGCAGAUCGCACUGGCUGAGGAAGACUGCAGUCUGAAAGAUAAUCAAGGUUACACACCACUGCACUGGGCUUGUUACAAUGGUCAUGAAAACUGCAUAGAGGUACUAUUGGAACAAAAACUUUUCCACAAAUUCUAUGGUAAUAGCUUCUCUCCAUUGCACUGUGCUGUAAUCAAUGAUCAUGAAAACUGUGCAUCACUACUCAUUGGAGCCAUUGAUGCCAGCAUUGUUAAUUGUGAAGAUGACAAAGGAAGAACGCCCCUUCACGCCGCAGCCUUCGCCGACCACGUGGAGUGCCUCCAGCUCCUCCUGAGCCACAGCGCACAGGUGAACGCUGCGGAUCACGCAGGGAAAACGCCGCUCAUGAUGGCAGCUCAGAACGGCCACGUAGGGGCUGUAGACUUUUUGGUGAACAUUGCCAAGGCUGACCUGACAUUAAAAGAUAAGGAGUCAAAUACAUCUUUGCACUUGGCUAGCAGUAAAGGUCAUGAAAAAUGUGCCUUGUUAAUACUUGACAAGAUACAAGAACAGAGCCUUAUUAAUGCAAAAAAUAAUGCAUUGCAGACACCUCUCCAUAUUGCUGCACGAAAUGGCUUAAAGAUGGUGGUUGAAGAAUUGCUGGCCAAAGGGGCAUGUGUCCUAGCAGUAGAUGAAAAUGGUCAUACGCCAGCCCUGGCUUGUGCUCCUAACAAAGACGUGGCUGACUGCCUGGCACUCAUUUUGGCUACCAUGAUGCCUUUUUCUCCUUCCAGUUCAGUGACGGCUUUCAACUUCGUUUGUUUUAAAAAAGACAAUUUGGGCAGGACACAUCUCUGCGAUGGCUCCAGUAUGGGUAGCAUUAACUCUUACAAUAAGCCCUUGAGUAAUAACAUAGGAACAGAGGAUGGGUACAAUGAAAAUGAUUCGGAUUCUGAAACAUUUUGACUCAUUGGUAUUCAAAAACUUCUUUUCAUUAUUAUUUAAUUUCAGCUUUAUUUUUUGUCUUUUUAAAAAGCUUAAAUCUCACAACUAUAUUCUUAACUAUUAUUCUUGACAAGUAGGUAUUGAAAGAUUUGUAGUGUUGAUGAGAAUCAAGCCUUCAAAUAACAAAAUUAGAGGGAUUUACUGGAACAUAUUCCCGUUAGUGUUCUGCAGCUUUUCAGUUUCCUGAUGUUUUCUUUAGGUCCAAAGUGCCCCUGUGGAAAGUCUCUACCUCUUAUUUUAAGUAGAAAAAGAGAAAAUGCCUUUUUUUUCUUUUUGACAGCACAAAUAAACAGGGAACUGUUUGUGAAGAAUUCUUUCAUGUUUUAGCUGUACCUUUAGUAGACAAACAUAUUUCCAGCGUAGCCUUCAAAGAUUAGAGCAUCACCCCCUUCCUACGUUUGUCUGUUUCCUGCUUCCAGGGGCUCUGUUAAUUAGAUAAUUUUUUUUUUAUACAAACCAAAGGUGAACUUGUAAUCUUAAAACUGCCUGUAUUACUUUUCUACAGGAAAUGAAACCUUUUACAUUCUGCCUGUAUUAAGCACUUAAACAUACAGAAGGCACUUUUUACAGUUCUUAGUUGCAGCACACAAUUAAAAAAAUGUAGUUGUUAACUCUUAAGGCCAAAUUCUACUCAUCUCACCAUAUUUUCCCAUGGACACCACUUGUGUAAAAUGAAAAUCACUUGGCCCUUAUUUUUUUUCAAUUCAGCACAAACGUGUAUGGUUUAUUUGCACUACAGAAUUAGGGUCAUUAGAUGUUUCUGUCACCUGAGCCAUUAAUCAUGAUUCCAGUAUCAGAAAAAAAAGGGGAGGGGGGAGAAAUCAAGUGUAGACAAAAGUGUAUGUAAAAGUUUAUAAUGACUUGCCAACUUAAAUGGAUUUUUUGUUCCUUUUCUAUGGUUAAAUAACUUAUUUUUACUGUAAACAGCAUCAACUCUUAAAAUACUUUUGCCAGUGUUUGGAUUAACAGAGCAAAGGUAAAGCAAUGAAAGCAUAACACCAAAAGUUGAAAUACCAAACACCAGAAAACAUAGCAGUGUACUGUGCAGGGGAUCAGAGAUAACAUGUUAAAAAGCCUAUUGUCACCAGCUUUUAAAGCAAUGUCAACUUUGUGAAUAUGUUUACUCCUUCUGCCAAAGUUUCUAGGUCAAAUGGACCACAACCCUCCUCUGCAACAGAUGUACAAAAGGAAGAAUGAGACUUUGUAAACAAAAACAAAAAAACCCAAACAAAAAGUUAUCCUGAACUAACCAGCUGUACCAAGAGGACCAAAAUGCUUCAGUAAUUAAAUUGAAGACUUUGCUACUUUUAUUUUUUUCUUCAAAUGUGAGUGACAUAAUGAAGUAUUUUUUCCUAAACCAUAAAAAUAUAAACUUUUGAGGUAAUUAGUAGUCUUGAGUGAAUUUUACAUUUUAUGACGCAGGUUUCAAGUUGACAUUUUUAACUGAUGUGUUGACCACAGGUGGGGUUUUUUUCCAGACUAAAAAAUAUGUUCAUAUACUUUUAAUGUAAAUGUUUUUCUAUUUAUUUGAAAUGAAACAAAUGCCCAGGAAAAAUAACUAUGGCUUGUUCUCCUAGUUAGCAUUUAUGCAUACUGUUUGGGACGGUGUGAAACAAAAUGUGAAUCUAGGCAAGAGUGAUGGCCUGAGUAGCAAAAGGAAGAGUGGAUGCACUUUGGGAGAGUGCCCAUCUUCUUGUGUGGAAUGCAAAGGUUGGGUCCACAGGCUUUGUUGGUAAAAAGCAGAAAGCAAAACACCUUCCCCUGUUUAAAGAGCGUAAGAAAGGGAUCCAGCCCCUUGCCAGAGAGGUGAGAAAACACUGUAGAGCUGCAGUAGAGGGGAAAAGGUAGCACAGCAUGGAGCCAAGGUGUUAACAUUCCUGUGAUUCAUGCUCAGGUUGUCUGCAGGCCCAGUCUGUGCUGGGAAAGUGAGAUGAGCUUCCGUGGUGCUUGCUUUUGGCAGUGGGAAUGAAAAGGAAGGACUUACAUUUUGCUUGCGAUAUUUUUAGCCAUGUUCCACUUAAUUGUUAAAAAUCUAUUGGCAGAUUUCAGUUCCUUAAUUAGGAAAGAAAAUUUA